This is a messenger RNA of Cucumis melo (muskmelon), 1620 nucleotides long. Its product is annotated as AT-hook motif nuclear-localized protein 23-like. Gene Ontology annotation, molecular function: DNA-binding transcription factor activity; minor groove of adenine-thymine-rich DNA binding. Lineage: Eukaryota; Viridiplantae; Streptophyta; Magnoliopsida; Cucurbitales; Cucurbitaceae. The transcript has a single exon. Gene Ontology annotation, cellular component: nucleus. The record is from RefSeq and is a predicted model, not a curated record. The coding region runs from base 379 to 1197 and encodes 272 amino acids.
CUUCUUCUUCUCUCUAGCCUUUGCCCUUCUCUGCACUCCAUCCCUCUUCUUCUUCUGUCAUAGUUUUAUCUCAAAAAAAAGAAAAAAAAAACCUUUUAUUUUUUCUCUUUUUUUUUUUCUUCCUUUUCUACUUUUUUAUUUAGUUAUAUAUUUUCCUUCUCCCACUUCCUUCAAUUAAACAAUCCAAACAGCAACAGUUGUUUAUAAAAGAAAAAAAAAAGGAAAAAAAAAAAAAAAAAAACUCUCCUUCCUAUUAUAUCUCAAGUGCUCUUAAAUUCUUAAAAAAAUUUCCCCCUAUUUUAAUAUUAUUCAUAGUUUUCUGUUUUCUUCCUUUUCUUUUUUCAAACCCCUUUUAAUAUCAUUUCAGUCCUUCCCUCCAUGGCUGGUUUGGAUUUAGGCAAUCGCUAUAUUCACCAACUUCAAACCCCUAAUUUCAACCUCCCUAUACACCAUCAUCACCACCACCAUCCCGACUCUCAAUCUCAUCACGAUGACGACGAAUCCCCCCAUCAUCCCUUGGAAUUUGUCCCCACCACCGCCACCACCACCGAUAUGGUUGCCUCUCGUCGGCCACGCGGUCGUCCACCCGGUUCUAAAAACAAGCCAAAGCCACCGGUCAUCAUAACUCGGGAAAGCGCCAAUACUCUAAGGGCUCAUAUUCUCGAGGUUGGUAGUGGGUGUGACGUCUUUGAUAGCAUCGCCACUUAUGCUCGUCGUCGCCAACGCGGGAUCUGCAUCUUAAGUGGGAACGGAAUGGUAAACAAUGUCAACUUAAGGCAACCGACUGCAACGGGGUCUGUGUUAACUCUACAAGGAAGGUUUGAGAUAUUAUCCCUUUCUGGAUCUUUCUUGCCGCCGCCUGCUCCACCCGGCGCCACUAGUUUGACUAUAUACUUAGCCGGUGGACAAGGGCAAGUGGUCGGUGGAAACGUUGUCGGAGAAUUAGUGGCAGCAGGGCCAGUGACAAUCAUCGCUGCAUCGUUUACAAAUGUAGCGUAUGAGAGAUUACCACUAGAAGAUCAAGAACAAGAACAACAAGAACAGGAACAAGAUCAGAUGCAGCCACCAACGUCGCAGGGUGGUGGCAAUAGCGUCGGUGGCGGUGGAAGCAAUAACCCAUUUCCAGAUCCAUCUUCAGGGCUUCCUUUCUUCAAUUUGCCAAUAAAUAUGCAAAACCAAAUUCAACUACCGUUCUAAAACCUCAAAAUGAAAUUGGAGAGAAAAAUAAAAUCUCUCAAAUAUUGAUGGAGCAAGAAGAUGGGGUUGUUUAUUAUUGUUCUUAUUCAUGGGAGGAACUCCAAAAUUCAAGGUCAGAACUUUCAGAAGAUUUUAUGGAAUUUCAAUUAAUAAUGUCUUUCCCAUGAUGAAUUUCACUAUAUAUAUAUAUAGAAAAUGUAGGUAUAUGUUCUAUAUUUUGUGGAUUGUUGUAGUUUCUUGAUUAUCUUCUUGUUUAUUACUCUCUCAAAACCCUCAUCUUUUUUUUUUCUUUCUUUCUUUUUAAUCUUUUGUACUUUUGAAUCUGUGUAUGGUGAUGAAAAAACUCUUUGAUCUGAAUUAGCCCUAAAACAAUUUGGAUUAAGGGUUCAGAUUUUCAAUAAUAUGACAAUUUCUUCCUCUUUU